Messenger RNA from Diorhabda carinulata, 2412 nucleotides. Its product is annotated as mitochondrial tRNA-specific 2-thiouridylase 1. The transcript is spliced from 5 exons. Gene Ontology annotation, biological process: tRNA wobble position uridine thiolation. The record is from RefSeq and is a predicted model, not a curated record. NCBI's taxonomy places the organism in Eukaryota, Metazoa, Arthropoda, Insecta, Coleoptera, Chrysomelidae. Gene Ontology annotation, molecular function: sulfurtransferase activity. Bases 104 to 1288 code for a protein of 394 amino acids. Gene Ontology annotation, cellular component: mitochondrion.
AGAUAUGCCAAUUGAAACUGACAAUAAAGACUGAGCAUGUGUAAUCGACUUAGGGUAUGAAAAUAGGGUUUUCAUUUGAAUUUAAUAUGAAAAUAUUUUAAACAUGUUUAAAAAAGUUGCUGUGGGAAUUUCAGGGGGUGUUGAUAGUUCAAUAGCGGCGUUGCUUUUGAAAAGAAAAGGAUUCAAUGUACAGGGUGUAUUUAUGCAAAAUUGGGACAUUAGAGACGAAAAGGGAGUUUGCAGCAGCGAAGAAGAUUUUAAAGAUGCUCAAUUUGUAUGUAAUAAGCUGGGAAUUAAGUUAAAUCAUGUAAAUUUUGUGAAACAGUAUUGGAAUGAAGUGUUUUGUGAUUUAAUUAAAGAAUAUGAAUCGGGUAAUACACCGAAUCCGGAUAUUCUGUGUAACAGAAAUAUAAAAUUUAAUUAUUUCUACAAAUAUGCAAUUGGAGAACUAGGAUGUGAUGCAAUCGCAACCGGUCACUACGCUAAUAGUAGUUUUGGACGAUUUUUAGAAAAAUAUGAAUCAAAUAAAGCUGUUAAACUAUUGUUGGCAAAAGAUAGUAAAAAAGAUCAGACUUUCUUCCUUUGUCAAGUGAGGCAAGAGAUGUUAAGAAAAACAAUGUUUCCAUUAGGAAAUUUGACGAAAUUAGAAGUAAAACAAUUGGCAGUAGAUAAUGAUUUAGAAAGAAUUGCUUCAAAACCUGAAAGUAUGGGUAUUUGCUUCAUAGGCUCGAGAAACUUUCAAGACUUCAUCAAAGAAUAUAUUCCAGAUAAAUCAGGGGAUUUCGUUGAUAUAGAUACAGGGAAAGUUGUUGGAAAACAUGAAGGUAUACACAAAUGGACUUUAGGACAAAGAACGAGAAUAUCUGGACUUCCUGUAGCUUAUUUCGUGGGAAGGAAAUAUGUGGAAAAUAAUAUAAUAUACGUAGCAUCCGGUACUGACCACUCUCUUCUCCAUAGUGAUUUAUUUUUCACUGGAGAGCCUCACUGGAUCCAUUCAGAGCCUUCGGAGUUACAAUGUAACUAUAUUUUGGAAUGUAACUUCAAAUUUCAGCACACGGAAAAUUGGAAACGUUGCCAAAUUUGUAAAAUCGAAAAUGGUUUAGUGGUGAAACUUGAUGAGGAAAUGAGAGCCUUAACCAAUGGACAAUAUGCAGUGUUUUCAAAAAAUGGGGAAUGCUUAGGGAGUGCCAAAAUUAAAACUACACCAAUUUCUAGGUUUUCUUAUAAUUAUGAUGUAAAUAAAUAUAAAGAAAAAAGUGAAACUGAAAUAAUUACAGAGCAAAUUUGAAAUGUAUUUAAUUUAUCUCAUUUUCUCAUUGUCCAUGUUGUUUUUUUUUUGGUAUCUUUGCUACUAUAACUUCUAUUUUCAUCUUAUCUCUUUGUACUCCACCAAUUUGAUUGUUCUCAUCUACAGCUUACCUUCCAGUUUAGUAAGUCUAUUAAAUUCCAGUACCUGUGCCUGUAGGAUUCAAAGAAGUUUGGUAUUUCCUUCUUUUACCUCUAUGUGUGCUCGCAAUUUCCAAGCUUUCUAGGACUAGGUGAACCAAAGCUUUAUCUUCCUCCCCACAGAAUCUUCACUCUGCUUCUUGAUGUGGUAGUGUCCUGCAAGGAAGCUAGUGAGAAGGGUAGGUGGAUACUUUUUGGUACCAAAAAACUUCUUGGAGAAAUUCAGCUUGGAAAGACACCAGUGUAAUUAUCUAUUGGUCUUUUCCUCCUGGUGAGGAGUUUUUACCUUCCUACAUAAGCUUUUACUAAAUCACAUUGAAGUUUAGUUGCUUAGGGAUGAUGAGUAUUCAGUACCAGCCCCAAAUACUCGCAACUUCAGCUCAUGUGCUGCUUUUUGAAUCAACCAUAUAUCAUUUCGUGUUAGUUCUUCUCAGUUUUGAUAAUUUUGUCUCCUUUCUUAUUCAACAACUUGGCAACGUUCUUCUGAAAGCUCAUUUUCUGCUUCUCUACCAGUUUUUCGAUAUCCUAUCUUGUAGAGGCAUUUUCUUACAUCAAAGAAAGUCACUUAUUAUCCUUUCCUGGUGUACCUAUUUGCCUCUUGUUUUUUUGAUUCACGAGUAACCAAAAAACCCGGAUUAAAGAAACUAUAAUUCUUCUUAUGUUCUCUUUCACACUCCCAUAUCAGCUUUUACUCAAUGACUUUGGAGUUCGGGUGCUUAGGGGUGAUGAGGAUUCAGUACCAGCCUCAAAUACUCCAAUAUAAGCUCAUGUGGUGGUUUUUUAACAGCUUCAUGGUAGUUCUUAUCAGUUUUUGGUAAUUUUCAGUCUCUUCGAUGAGGAGGGAAAGGGUGUUAAAUAAUAUAGUUUUUAGGGGUGGCUAAAAUUAAAAAAAAACGCCAAAGUCCAUGCUUUUCUUAUAAUUAUAAUACAGACAAAUACAAACGAUAAUAAAAUAAUUAAGCCCUU